Molecule: messenger RNA, 539 nt
Organism: Paramecium octaurelia
Lineage: Eukaryota; Ciliophora; Oligohymenophorea; Peniculida; Parameciidae
Source: the annotation of a GenBank genome assembly
AUGUACCUUAAAAGUAUAACUCGUUAAGAAAUGCUAUCUCAAAUUGAUGCACUCAAAUGCAAACUGGAAUUUGAGAAGUAGAAUCAUGAGAAGGAGUUAAAAUAAAUUAAAUUGGAGGUCCAAAAGGAAGUAAAAAUGCUCACAUUCUAUAGAUUGCAGUGUUGUAGGAUGAACUCAAACAAUUGAAAGAGAUGUUUGCAAAUGUUUAAUUCUAAUAGUAUUUCAAAAUGAAGAGUGAGAAUAAGAAAUUACAACAGGAAAAUACUAUUUUGCAUGAUAUGGUCAGAGCUAAUUAAAUUACAGGAUCUACAAAAGAAAUGGAACUUGGAAGAUUGAAACAGAAAUUACAUAGAUAUAAUAACAAUUCAUUGCAAAUACAAAAGGAGAGCAAUGGAGAAUAGAAUUAGCAAUUCUAGCUUCAAAUCAGGGAUGUUAGAAAUUUAUCUCAUCACCGAAAUCAAACUUAACCUUCACUAACAGAUUCAACGGCAGAAACUUCAUCUAAAUUAUUGCCAAUAAAAUUCAAGAUUAAUUAAUGA